Messenger RNA from Penaeus chinensis, 3908 nucleotides. Its product is annotated as eukaryotic translation initiation factor 4 gamma 2-like. The transcript has 18 exons. Gene Ontology annotation, cellular component: eukaryotic translation initiation factor 4F complex. NCBI's taxonomy places the organism in Eukaryota, Metazoa, Arthropoda, Malacostraca, Decapoda, Penaeidae. The record is from RefSeq and is a predicted model, not a curated record. Gene Ontology annotation, molecular function: translation initiation factor activity; protein binding; mRNA binding. The coding region runs from base 131 to 2788 and encodes 885 amino acids.
GAGCAAACAAAUUUCCUGAAGAGUGCCAUUUUUUAUCAGGGUGGGUUACCAACGAGCAACAACGGACGGGCAGAGGAGCCAGGGGGGUGCUUCUCGCUCCGUGGGAGGAAGUGGAAAGGUCCUAAUAGUAAUGCCUUACAGGGACGAUUUACGUUCCCUGUCCAGUAGCAAAAGGCGAUGGAUACCUCCUUCUAGCUUGAGACGAGAUGCACAUACCCCAGACAACAAAUAUGACCUUACUUUCAGAAAGGUUCGAGGAAUACUCAACAAACUCACUCCAGAGAAGUUCCAUAAGCUAAGUAAUGACAUCCUAAAUGUAGGGCUAGAUUCCACCACACUUCUCAAAGGGGUCAUUUUACUGAUCUUCGAGAAGGCCCUUGAUGAACCCAAGUAUUGUUCUAUGUACGCACAGCUGUGCAAACGGCUGUCAGAAGAGGCUCCAAACUUUGAUCCACCAGACGGACCUUGUACUUUUAACCGCCUACUUUUAAGCAAGUGCCAGGAUGAAUUUGAGCGGCGGCGACGCGCCUCGGAGAUAUGGGAUGGGUCGGAGGGAUCCGCCCUCUCAGCAGAACAAGAGGAGGAGCGAGCAGCAGCGAAAAGGAAAAUGGUGGGCAACCUCCGCUUCAUUGGCGAACUGGGGAAGCUGGAGAUUAUUCAUGAGUCCAUUCUCCACCGUUGUAUCCAGCAGCUGUUGGAGAAGCGUAGGAGUAGACCAAUGGUUGACUUGGCUGAGGAUCUGGAGUGUUUGUGCCAGAUAAUGAAAACUUGUGGAAAGGUGCUGGACAAGCCCAAAGCUAAGAACUUAAUGGACCAGUACUUCGAGCGCAUGUACCAGUUGAGCAGUAACAUGGAGCUUCUAUCAAGAGUUCGCUUUAUGCUGCAAGACGUGCUGGAUUUGCGCGCUGCCAACUGGGUGCCUCGCAAGGUAGCCCAGGUGGAUGGCCCACGCACCAUUCGCCAGGUGCGUGAAGAGGCAGCACAUGACUUGGGUGUCUACAUCCCGCCACCGUCUUCCCAUGGACCACCACGCUCCUCCGGACCAAUCUCUCCUUUGGCUGGAGUCUCGUCCUUUUUCCCUCAGCCUGGAGGUAAUCGUACGGGAAUGGAAGACGUAUUUAUGGGUGCAGUAACUCUUGGCACGGGCCCAGGGGUGAUUUCAUCUCAACCGGACAAGUAUGGAUACGACUCAAAUGGAUUUGGGGGUGGAGUUAGUGGUGGAGGGAGUUACAGGCCACGACAACAGCAAGGGGGUUUCAUCCAGCACAACUCUUACCAGAACAAGCACUUCAACAACCAGAACUACAACCGACAGCAGCAGAACAACCAGUAUAACCAACAACAGAAUUACAGCAACAUUGCCAACAAGGACUUGCCCCCACGCUUCAAGAAGAUGUUCAGCCACAGCAGUGGAGGAGGAUCUAGUUCUUCUGAUGGGGAAGUGUCCCUUCGCCCUUCCGCCUCCAGCAUGCUGCUCAAACCCAAGACCCCGGGCGUUCUGCCACAGAGUGCCCUUGGUCAGCAAGGGAAUGACCAUCAUAUCCAUAGCAGCCUUCCUUUAGCACCACAGCCUCAGCCUCCCAACCAGAAGCCAACGCCACCUCUUAUGCACAAGGAUCCCCCGAUUCUUAUUAAGCAGGCAUCUAUGGAGAAGUCUAAAGCUAAUAGGAACAGGGGUCCAAGUCGUGAGGAGUGGCUGCGGCGAGUGAAGAACUUGUCAGAGCAGAUGUUGAAAGAACAGAGUUUGGAUGAGACUGUGGAAAACUAUCGUUCUCUCAAGUUGCCUGAACGUCUUACUGCAGAGGCAGCACAAGUUAUCAUCAACUUACUGUUAACACAAGAAGAGAGCAAUAGGGAGCUGGGCAGUCAACUUUUGGAAAAACUUCGCAGUGAAGGACUUAUGAAUGUUGACCGUCUAUUUGAUGGCGUCAAGCAAGUGCUAGGUCAACUGGACGAACUAGUAAAUGAUGUACCAAGAGUGAAGUCUCACAUGGCUGGAAUUCUGGGUCACUUGAUUGCCUCAGGCACCUUACCCUUGGCAGAUGUUGCAGAACCUCUCGAGGGUGGGCAGCACUUCCCACUUUUCCUGCUCGUUCUUCAGACUCUGCACAAACUUUUGGGAAAAUCUAAUCUCACACAAACCUUUAAUGAGAGCAAGGUUAAUCUCUUGAACCUGCUGCCAGAAUCUGAUCGUACCAAGGAAAAGCUAGCUGACCUUCUGGAAGACCGUGAACUCUCCUUCCUUUUCCCAUUGUUGCGAAUUCAGUCGGAUCUUUGGCGAGCUCUUGUUGCUGACCCAACCCCACACGCAUUCUACAAGUACAUCAAGGACACUUUAGAUCCAGAACACCACACUGCACCUGGAUUCAUUAAUGCCUUAAUGACUGUCCUUGUGAAAUACAUUGUGCAGGAAACUACUCUGGCUGCUGGUGCUGACCCAACUACCAUCCCUGAAAAGAUGGUCACCGAGCGUGAACAGGAACUCUUGGCAAAAUUUAAGCCAGUGUUGCAGGCUUUCCUUCAUGACCAUUUACCACUGCAGGUUACUGCUAUUUAUGCCUUGCAGGUCUUCACAUACACAAACAACUUCCCAAAAGGUAUGCUGUUGCGUUGGUUUGUGAACCUGUAUGACCUUGAGAUAGUAGAAGAGGAUGCCUUCCUGACCUGGAAAGAGGAUCUGAGCCAAGAUUAUCCAGGCAAGGGCAAAGCCCUCUUCCAAGUUAAUCAGUGGCUUACCUGGCUACAGGAGACAGAAGAGGAUGAUGAGGAAGAUGAAGGAGAUGCUUAACAAAGGAGAUUUUAAGAUAUGAACAAAGGAGACGUUAGUGAAGUUCAGAAGAGAUGUGCAACGAGAGAUAGACAGACUAAUGGAUUAGAUAGACACAGGAUAAUCCCAGUAUUUGCAAAUGAUAAGCCAAGAAUUGAUAUUUGCGAGUCCUUGCUCUGAGGAGACUGUCCAGUUUCUGAUGCUUCAUGAGUAUUUAAAUCAUUAUCUCCAGUUACUACUGCUGCGUGUGCCUGUAGAGGCAGAGACGGCCAGAACUCCUGGGAACAAGGCUUUAAUAGUGCUGUGGAGAGGUAAUGUUUGGCAAGAUGAAGUUGGUUUUUGAAAGAGAAGAACAAUAGGAAAAAUGAGCUUAAGCCAAUUAUGGCACAUAAUUGCAAUAUUGGCUGACACCAAAGUGUUCUCAACACAACCAUUUUUUAUGCGGAAUAAAAAAAAAGUAAUGUGAAAAAAACGCUUAUAAAAAAAGAAAAGGAAAAAGAUCGUAUAAAACGGAAAUGCCUUAGUGUUGUAUGAACUUUCCUUAUAAUAUCUUAUUAUAAUCCCCUGUUUUUUGCUUCUCAGACUUGAGCUGUGUCAACACUAGGUGUUAAUGGUAACAUAUUAGCCAGCACUUGAAUAUUUAACUCUGAUUUUAACCCCUUUUGUGACCGUGUUAUUUUAGGUACUUGAGAGCUUUAUUUUCUUUUUCUUUUUCAUAUUUUUUACCUUUGCCUUGUUAUAGAUUUAUUAGAUCAAUUUAAACUGGAUGGAUGGAGGUGACAUCUCUUAUUUAUGAGAAUGCAGUGCAAGUUGGUUGAUUCUUUUUGUACUCAACACUAAGUACGAGUGUUUGUGUGUAUGGGCAGUUUUUUAUCAAGAGUUUUUCCAAUUAGGAGUGUUCUUUUGGUUUCAUAUUGGGUCUUCAACCUAUUUCUAGGGACAAAUCCAAAUUGUGCAGUUUUAUUAACAAUCCCACCUUUAGGGAUAAACAUGUUUUCAACACUUUAGGCAUAGAUUGACUUGAGUAAAUCAUUCCAUAAUGAGUAGCCAUGGAGUUUGGAUGUCCUUUUUCACUACUUCGCUGUCAUUGUAUGCGGCUAUAGCACAUUUGUCGCACUGACCAAUAAACAUCACUCAAAUA